This is a messenger RNA of Micropterus salmoides (largemouth bass), 2380 nucleotides long. RefSeq lists its product as uncharacterized. NCBI's taxonomy places the organism in Eukaryota, Metazoa, Chordata, Actinopteri, Centrarchiformes, Centrarchidae. The record is from RefSeq and is a predicted model, not a curated record. The coding region runs from base 460 to 1128 and encodes 222 amino acids. The transcript is spliced from 7 exons.
ACAAAUCACAUUUACAAGUUAGUUAUUGUAAAUGUUCAAUGUAAUAUACUAUAUAUAACAUUAAGAUUAAAAUAUCCAACCAGGUCAUUUUGGUUUUAAAGCAAAAAGAAAAAUGAUCUUUAAAUGUGAACUCGGAGUAAAUGCUUUACUUUCCAGCAAUGGGAGGAAGAAAUUCUAAACCUGCAGAUCCACCUCCACGUAAGAUGACUUACAGAUUUUUAUUAUUUAAUCACAUGUUGCACUGUGAUAUCAGUGAUCAAACAUUUUGUUUUGUACUUGUCAGUUCUUGAUACGCCAUGGAGAAACAUAAACUGGGAAGACAAACGGAGCGCUUUGCGGUAUGUCAACAACUACAAACCCCAACCUGAAAACCGGCAGCUGAGGAUUUUACUUCAUGGUCUGGUUGGAGCUGGAAAGUCCAGUUUCAUCAACUCUGUCCGCAGCGUGUUAGAAGACAGAAUGUGCAGUCAGGCUAGGGUGGAUAAUACAGCUUCUACCUUCAGUUGCACCAAAACCUACACAACCUACAGGAUCCAAAAAGGAAGCAGGAACACCUUUUACCCGUUUGUCCUCAAUGACAUGGCAGGCCUGCGAAACACCAGCUUCAAAAACAGAAGAAAUCACAUGAAAGACGUCAAACGGGUGAUGAAGGGACAUGUGAGAGACGGUUACACGUUUAAUUCUGAACGUAAGAUAUCAAAGGAGGAUCGAUUCUACAACACAGAUCCAACUGCCAACGACAAAGUGCGCAUUCUGGUUUGUGUCAUUGAUGCCAGCACAGUGUCUCUGAUGAAAAAAGAUGAUGUAGAAGCAAUACAGCACAUCAGGGAGGAGGCCAGUGAUCUGGGAAUUCCUCAAGUGGCCGUCCUCACCAAAAUUGAUGCAGCUUGUCCUGAAAUCAAACAAGAUGUAAAGAACGUCUACAGGAGCAGGAAACUGAAGUCAUUGAUGGAGCAGUUCAGUGCAGAAGUGGGUAUUCCCAUGAACUGCAUCUUCCCUGUGAAGAACUACCAUGAAGAAAUCAACCUCAACAAUGAUGUUGACUCGCUGCUCCUGAGCGCACUGACAAACAUCAUCAACUUUGGAGAAGACGGCAUCAACUUCAAAAAGAGUCAGUCUGAAUGUUGAGACAGAUGUACGGGUAUGCUCCUAAAUGUUCUCAGAUAACAGAGGUCCUGCAUACUCAGCAGCUAUAAUACCAGGUGUGUGCUUCAUGUAAAGUGCUGCCAGUGAAUAAUGUAGCCAGAAGUUCCUUUUUACUGGUGGUGUUCAGCUUCAUGUUGGGUCAGCAGGACAUUUUUAUGGAUCAGGGUAACAGAUUGAUAAUGUCAUUUGAAAUGGCAUUGUUACUUUAAGCUGUUUUUGUUUUUUGAUGUGGAGUCUUUUUUUAUUUCUUUAAUUGUGGUGAUGUGCUUUUGGAUUUUAGUCUCAUGCUUCUUUCUGUUUUCUUUGUUUUCUAACAUCGUGGGGCCAUGUUCAAAACAAAUGUUUUCCUUUAGAUAUUCUUACUGUGUCUGAUAAUCUAUAAAAUCAAUCAAUCAAUGUUUGAAUGCAGCAUAAAAAGGCUGUAUUUCAUUAUAAACAAUCAGGUUUUAUAACAAUCUUGUAUAUGAAUUCCUGAUUUUUUGAAUAUUUGUAUGUUUUAGUGUAAAGCCCCUGAAAACGUGGCUUCAAAUAUUUUUAAUAUUUCUUCCCAACAUUAAAUAUUUAUGACUAAAUUAGCAACAAUUAAGGUUUUAAAAAAACAAAACAAACAUCUUUUGAUAUUAUUUCUGAAGAAUCUAACAGUCAGAACCUGAGCUAAUCUGGUUCUAUAGGAGUGUGUGUGUGUGUGUGUGUGUGUGUGUGUGUGUGUGUGUGUGUGUGUGUGUUUGAUCAAAUUUAACUGACUGACUAUUUGAGUCCUGCCCACUCAAAUCAGAGAAAUUGUGAAAUAACUAAAAGUGCUAAACUUUUGCAGAAUCAUGUAAGAUUUCAUCGCUUAUAAUGAGUAGCUCUGAGAAAAACUAAAAGGGGUUCGUUAUACUGUAUCAACAUUACUUCACAAUCAAUGUCUUUUAAGAAAUUUUGGGCACUAAUAUGUAUAUAUACAGUAUAAACCAGCUGGGGAAUGACGUGUCCUCAUCCCUGUCGCAGUGCAGUGUGUGAAGCGUUCUUCUUCCUCUGUGAUCAAUACCUGACAGAGAGUUUGUUACAGGACUUCCUGUCGCUGUGAGCCUUAAAUAUACGUGUGUGACUCUCUAAAUAUACAUGUAUUUGUACAUUUGGUUUUCUCCAUCGCCUCUGGAAAAGGCAUCAACAGGAAAGCUGCACAAUGUAAAGCUUCAGACAUUUUGUUUUAUUGCUGCAUAAAGAAAAAAAAUGACACAUUCAUCAAGAC